AUCACAGCGCCAGUAUUAUUUUUAUCUCUGCCAUCUCCCACCAUCUUUCCCUUGUUUACAAAUUCAACACUCAAAGACUUCUUUUUUAACUAAAUCUCUCUCUCUCUCUCUCUCUCUCUCUCUCUCCUCUUUUUUCCACAGGAAUCCCUCAGUUUCAGAGCUCUCUCUCUUCAUUUCUUGAUUCUCGACACACACACACAUACAGACAUAUAUAUAUAUAUCUAUAUAAAAGUGUAAAACCCAAAGUUUGCUCCGAUGCAUCACUUUCUGAUGCUAUCUGCUGCAUAUAAUGUCGAGUGGCCGUGAAAUUUUUUCAUUGUUAUCUAUGAUCCAUCACUGUUAGUCUCAGAUGUGGAGAUCACAUUGAUAGUUAAUUAGUCUUGUGUGGGAGUCUACGCGCGAUGCGGGUGAAGGAGAUGCACCCGCUGUGCUGCAUAACGCUGGAGAGCCCAGGGAUCGGGGAUGGGUCGCCGGAGCCGACCCUUCUGAGAACUGGGUCGGCAGUGAAUUUCUCCAGCGGUGGAUCUGAGGUCAAUGCCGGAGGAUCUGAUGUCAGCACCAGCACUAGCGUGGCCGGGAUCCUCUACAAGUGGACUAACUACGGCAAGGGGUGGCGAUCCCGGUGGUUCACGUUGAGAAACAAUGGGGUCCUCUCUUACUCCAAGACGCGCCGCCCCGACGCGCCGCCUGGAAACGAUGUGAUUCUUAUUGGCUCCGCCACUGGCAGGCCCCCGGGGGGGAGGACGGAAAAACAAACCGUCGGCAUUGUCCAUUUAAAGAUCUCGUCAUUUCGUGAGAGUAAGUCUGACGACAGGCGAUUUUACAUAUUUACGGCUACAAAGACGCUUCAUUUAAGGACGAAUACGAAGAAAGAACGAGUGGCUUGGAUACAGGCUUUGAUUUCAACAAGAAGCCUCUUUUCACUGAGACCGCAGACUGACAACACCCCGCUUCUAACUAGAGAUUUGUCAAUAUCAACUGAAAGGUUGAAGCAGCGUUUGCUUGAGGAGGGCAUUGGUGAAGGCCUUGUUAAGGACUGUGAACAGAUCAUGCUCUCAGAAUUUUCUGGCAUUAAAGGACAGUUUCAAUUUCUCUGCGAGGAGCGUUCCAAUUUAUUGGAUACAUUGAGACAAUUAGAGGCGGCGAAUAUUGAAGCUGAAGCCUCUGGAAUUAAUGAUGGUGAAUAUCAAUUGAUGAAGCAUGAUUAUACAAAUCUAGCCCGUGGAAAAUACAGUGAAUGGAGCACUACUGAAUCAUCAGAUGAUGUUGAAAAGCAAGAUCUUGAGGAAGCAUCAGAUGAGGAGGAAAUUCAUUUCUUUGACACAAAUGAGUACUUUUCCGAACUGGAUUGCAGCUCUGGAUCAGUAGGUGUAGAUCACAUGGAUGAUUGUGGGAGAUUGGGGAAUCAAACUGAUAAUGUGGACAAGUUGGAUGCAAAGAAAAAUGCAACAAACUCUAGAUACCCACAUGUUGAGAGAAGGAAGAAGUUGCCAGAUCCAAUUGAGAAGGAGAAAGGGGUCAGCCUAUGGUCUAUGAUCAAGGACAACAUUGGUAAGGAUUUGACAAGAGUCUGUCUCCCGGUGUACUUCAACGAGCCGAUAUCGUCUCUGCAAAAAUGUUUUGAAGACUUAGAGUAUUCUCAUCUUCUGGAUCAGGCAUAUGAGUAUGGGAAAGCGGGGAACAGUCUUAUGAGGAUUCUGCACGUUGCCGCUUUUGCUGUGUCUGGAUAUGCUUCAUCAGAAGGUCGCCACUGUAAACCAUUCAAUCCCUUACUUGGCGAAACUUAUGAAGCUGAUUAUCCAGAGAAAGGAAUUCGCUUUUUCUCUGAAAAGGUCAGUCACCACCCUACUCUCAUUGCUUGUCACUGUGAAGGUAAAGGCUGGAAAUUCUGGUGUGACACUAACCUCAAAUCAAAAUUUUGGGGGAGAUCAAUCCAACUUGAUCCAGUGGGAACUCUUAAUUUAGAGUUUGAUGAUGGGGAAAUCUUCCAAUGGAGCAAGGUCACAACCAGCAUCUAUAAUUUAAUUCUUGGUAAUAUAUAUUGUGACCACCAUGGAACAAUGCAUAUACGAGGUAAUCGCCAGUACUCAUGCAAACUCAAGUUUAAGGAACAGUCUAUUCUAGAUCGCAAUCCUCACCAGGUUCAUGGGUUUGUCGAAGAUGUCAAAGGGAAAAAAGUAGCUCAAUUAUUUGGAAAGUGGGAUGAUAGCAUGUAUUUUGUAAAUGGAGAAGGAACUGGCAAUGUGAAAGAUAGGUCUGAGGCAUCCUUAUUAUGGACAAGGAAUAAGCCACCCGAAAACCUCACUCGCUAUAACCUAACCUCUUUUGCUAUUACAAUGAACGAAUUGACACCAGGGCUAAAGGAGAAGCUCCCACCUACAGAUUCAAGACUGAGGCCAGACCAACGGCAUCUGGAGAACGGGGAAUUUGAGAAGGCAAAUGCAGAGAAACUUCGACUCGAAACGCGACAGAGAAUGUCGAGGAAAUUGCAAGAACAUGGUUGGAAACCUAGAUGGUUCCAUAGAGACGAUGAUGGACCCUUCCGUUACAUUGGUGGGUACUGGGAAGCCCGAGAGCAAGGCAAGUGGGAUGGAUGUCCAGAUAUUUUUGGUGAGAUCAGUGAGGAUCUCGUUACUUCCUUUCAAGAUUCCUGACCUCGACAUAGGACGGCCAAUAGCCUUGUGGAUCUGCUGUAAACAUUCAUGGACUGUAUGCCCUUUUUUCCUUCCAUAAAGAUCAUCAUUUGAGGUUUGAAAACUUUGAAGCCCGGAAGACAAUUGAACUCGACAAUUAAUCGUUAGUUAGGAGAUUACAAGAAGCACAUAAAAAAAAAAAAAAGGAUAGCUUGCAGAACUUCACAAGAUUUUGUAUGCGUAUGUAUCCGAUUUAUUCCAAUUCCCAGCAAUUAUAGCUGUGAGCACAGUGUUUAGUUGUAGGCAGUUAUUUACCUAUUUGUUAUUCUAUAUUCUGAAUAAACACAUUGCUUAGUUAUAAUGUAUUGUACAGGCCUAAAUAAUCUCUUGGCUUGUCACUUGUUUUUACCCAAUCAAUCAGGGUACUGGUUUUACUUGUCCCAAAGUGGCUGUUUUAGAACGGAAGUCCUCAGUCCAACUGAGGUGUGAUACUUGAAACCUCGAAAUUCCUAUUUGUUAUUUUUCUU
Sesamum indicum (sesame) is the source of this 3160-nucleotide messenger RNA. Its product is annotated as oxysterol-binding protein-related protein 2A. Gene Ontology annotation, cellular component: cytosol; membrane. The record is from RefSeq and is a predicted model, not a curated record. Gene Ontology annotation, molecular function: sterol binding. NCBI's taxonomy places the organism in Eukaryota, Viridiplantae, Streptophyta, Magnoliopsida, Lamiales, Pedaliaceae.